Molecule: messenger RNA, 1003 nt
Organism: Seriola dumerili (greater amberjack)
Lineage: Eukaryota; Metazoa; Chordata; Actinopteri; Carangiformes; Carangidae
Gene: ebpl
Product: emopamil binding protein like
Exons: 4
Coding region: 202-840 (212 amino acids)
Biological process (GO): sterol metabolic process
Cellular component (GO): membrane; endoplasmic reticulum
Molecular function (GO): cholestenol delta-isomerase activity
Source: RefSeq, a predicted model, not a curated record
UCUAAGCAGAGCGCUUUAACUAAACCUAACCCUACAACUAACUAACUAACUAACUAACUGUAACCCAACAGGUGUUUCCAGUACGACCUGUACUAAUAGUACUGCUGCUUCAACAGUAAAGUGUCCUGCCCUUCCUCUUCCUCCUCCUCCUGUUGUAUUCUUCCUCUUGUCCUCUUUCUUCUUCUUCUUUUCUGCCUGCACAUGGACUCAGUAGUGCCCUCCAGCCUCUCUCUGGUCUCAGUCUUGUCUCUAUUAGCAUGUAGCAUCCAGGUGUUAGCUGCCAUCCUGCUAACGCACAGAUAUGGUGGGCGGAGCUCUGUGAAGGACAGGUGGAUCCUACUGUGGCUCUACUAUGAUGUCAUUGUCCACCUGACCCUGGAGGGUCCGUUUGUUUACAUGUCUAUGGUUGGGACGGUGCAGACAUCUGAAGGUCCACUGGCUGAACUCUGGAGGGAGUAUGGUAAAGCUGACAGUCGUUGGUUAGUUUCUGAUCCAGCAAUCGUUUCCAUAGAGAUUCUGACCGUCGUCCUAGACUCUCUGUUAGCAGUCCUGCUGAUACACGCAGUACUGAGAGACAAGUACUACAGACACUUUUUGCAGAUCACUCUGAGCGUGUGCGAGCUGUACGGCGGCUGGAUGACCUUCUGUCCUGAUUGGCUGAUUGGCAGUCCUCACCUGAACACAUCCAAUGGGCUCUAUCUGUGGGUCUACCUGGUCUUCUUUAAUGGAGUCUGGGUCCUGGUCCCAGUCCUGCUGCUGGUCCAGUCCUGGUUCUCUCUGAGGAGCCUGCACGUGCUCAGAACAGACCAUGACAUAAAUAUAGCCAAGAAGAUGAUGUAGAGACGACUUAUCACAUGACCACUGAUCCCAUGAACAUUUAAAGGCUCAUUCGACACAUUUUAGCUCUCAGCUGUUGACUGUGAUCAGUUAUCAAUCUGCUGCAUUGAUUAUUGAACAGAAACUGAAGAGAUGUGAUCUUUUUACUUCAGAUUAAAACCUCUUG